Hibiscus syriacus is the source of this 1357-nucleotide messenger RNA. Its product is annotated as homeobox protein knotted-1-like 3. Gene Ontology annotation, biological process: regulation of DNA-templated transcription. NCBI's taxonomy places the organism in Eukaryota, Viridiplantae, Streptophyta, Magnoliopsida, Malvales, Malvaceae. Gene Ontology annotation, molecular function: DNA binding. The record is from RefSeq and is a predicted model, not a curated record. The transcript has 6 exons. Gene Ontology annotation, cellular component: nucleus. Bases 1 to 1275 code for a protein of 424 amino acids.
AUGGCGUUUCAUCAUAAUCACCUUUCUGAUCACCAAGACCCUCCUCUCCAUCACUUUUCCGACCAACAGCAGGCGAGUCAACUGCCGGAAACGAACGGUCCCAAUUGGUUAAACACCACUCUCCUCCGUUCUCAGCAGCCUCAGCCGCACCCUCAGUUUUCCUCCGACACUAACUUUCUUAACCUUCAUACUACUACUUCAGCUCUUGCUUCUGACCCCACCAUGGCUUCCCAGGCUCCUGACCAGUGGCUCUCCCGUACAUCCUCUCCGCUUCUCCAUCGCAACCACAGUGAUGUCCUGUACGACGCUGGUGCCGUUGCGGAAGCAGGGAGAGGAGGCGGAGGGGAAUCGAUGAUCGCCAUGAAAUCGGGUGAUUUCAAGAACGACAUCAACGAUAUCAUAAACAACAAGAUCGAAGGUGUUGUAGCAGAGAGGGGAGGGAGCGGUGGAGAUGGGGUAAUGAAUUGGCACAAUGCAAGGUACAAGGCGGAGAUACUAGCUCACCCUUUGUGCGAGCAACUGUUGUCUGCGCAUGUGGCGUGCCUUAGGAUCGCCACGCCCGUGGAUCAGCUCCCGAGGAUCGACGCUCAGCUGGCUCAGUCGCAGCAUGUGGUGGCUAAGUACUCUACCCUCGGUGAUGGGGCCCAUGGCUUGGUUACCGAUGACAAAGAGCUCGAUCAGUUCUUGACGCAUUAUGUUCUAUUGCUAUAUUCUUUCAAAGAACAAUUGCAGCAACAUGUUCGAGUUCAUGCAAUGGAAGCAGUUAUGGCGUGCUGGGAAAUUGAGCAGUCCUUACAAAGCUUAACAGGUAUUUGUCCAGGCGAAGGAACAGGUGCAACAAUGUCUGAUGAUGAUGAUGACCAAGUAGACUGUGAUGUCAACUUGUUUGAUGGAAGCUUGGAGGGUCCAUCUUCAAUGGGGUUCGGUCCUCUGAUCUUAACAGAUAGUGAAAAGUCUUUGAUGGAGCGCGUGAGACAUGAACUCAAACAUGAACUCAAGCAGGGUUACAAGGAGAAGAUUGUUGACAUAAGAGAGGAAAUUUUGCGCAAAAGAAGGGCCGGAAAACUGCCCGGCGACACAACAUCGGUUUUAAAAGCAUGGUGGCAGUCACAUUCCAAGUGGCCAUACCCUACAGACGAAGAUAAGGCGAGAUUGGUUGAAGAAACUGGUUUACAGUUGAAACAGAUAAACAAUUGGUUCAUCAAUCAGAGGAAAAGGAACUGGAAUAGCAAUCCCUCGAGUUCCACCGUCUCGAAGAGCAAACGGAAAAGGUGAAAACAAUGGUGGUGUAAAUGGAAAGAUUUGUCAAAAGGAACAGCAGAUUUUGGUUGAACAUAAGCACAGAGGAGGAAGGGAG